Messenger RNA from Sphaeramia orbicularis (orbiculate cardinalfish), 1563 nucleotides. RefSeq names its product molybdenum cofactor synthesis 3 (gene mocs3). Lineage: Eukaryota; Metazoa; Chordata; Actinopteri; Kurtiformes; Apogonidae. Gene Ontology annotation, cellular component: cytosol; cytoplasm. The record is from RefSeq and is a predicted model, not a curated record. Gene Ontology annotation, molecular function: URM1 activating enzyme activity; adenylyltransferase activity; thiosulfate-cyanide sulfurtransferase activity. The transcript has 13 exons. Gene Ontology annotation, biological process: protein urmylation; tRNA wobble position uridine thiolation. Bases 130 to 1509 code for a protein of 459 amino acids.
UUUGUGUAGCUCCGGUUUCUGCAUGUGUCCGUUUUCCUGUCACAGUCUUAUUGUAACUAACUGAAACUUGUAUAGUUUUUAUAAACAUACGUUUUGGUGCUUGCUCCUUAUUUGUGCUGGGUAGCGGAGAUGGCUGAGGAGGAGUGCAGCUUGAAGGUGCUGCUCGAAGAGAAAGACAGAGAGAUAGCAGCUCUGAAGUGUAAAUUAGCUCAACUUGAAAAGAGCCAUGCCCCAGCACUUGAACUGCAUGGCAAAGUGACCCCCCUGACCCCCCUAAGGGCCAAACCAGCUCUCAGCAAUGAGGACAUCAUGAGGUACAGCAGACAGCUCCUCCUGCCUGAGCUGGGUGUCAAAGGUCAGCUGAACUUGUCCAAGACAUCAGUUCUGGUAGUGGGCUGUGGAGGACUGGGUUGUCCCCUGGCACAGUAUCUUGCAGCAGCAGGCAUUGGACGCCUGGGCCUGCUGGAUUAUGAUGAGGUGGAGCUCAGUAACCUCCACAGACAGGUGCUUCAUGGAGAGGAGAACCAAGGCCAUGCCAAGGCUCUGUCUGCUGCCAGUGCAGUCAGAAGGUUGAACUCAACAGUAGAAUGUAUUCCCUACCACCUACAGCUCUCACCAGAGAACGCCUUGCAACUCAUUCAACAAUAUGACAUCGUGGCUGAUUGUUCAGACAAUGUCCCCACACGUUAUCUGGUAAAUGAUGCUUGUGUGCUCAGUGGUAAGCCUCUGGUGUCGGCUAGUGCCCUGAGAAUGGAGGGACAGUUGACAGUAUAUAACUACCGUGGAGGCCCUUGCUACAGAUGCCUGUACCCACUCCCCCCACCUCCGGAGACAGUCACCAAUUGUUCAGAUGGAGGGGUGUUAGGAGUGGUUCCAGGGAUAAUGGGCUGUUUGCAGGCUUUGGAAGUCCUCAAGAUUGCGUCUGGACAAGGAUCUUCUUGUGGCCAGCAGCUGGUGAUGUUUGAUGGUCUUGGUGCCAAAUUCAGGUCCAUCAGGCUUCGCCCCAAGCAGGCUGACUGUGCAGUAUGUGGAGAGAACCCCAGUGUGACCCGACUGGUGGACUAUGAGACCUUCUGUGGGUCCGCUGCAACAGAUAAGUGCCGAAAACUCAACCUCCUCUCCAGAGAUCAGAGGAUCACAGUAAAGGAUUAUAAAUCAAUAUUGGACAACUCAGAUCCCCAUCUCUUGUUGGAUGUACGCCCUCUUGUGGAAGUGGAUAUAUGCCAUUUACCCUUCUCUCUCAACAUUCCCCUCUCAAAUUUAGAGGAGAGGAAGAGUGAACAGAUCCAGUUACUUCAGGAGAAAAUCAGCCAGUUGAAACAGCAGACGGCAGGUGACUGCAGGCCUCCAGUGUUUGUCAUCUGUAAACUGGGUAAUGACUCUCAGAAAGCGGUGCAGGUUUUGGAGAAGAUGAGUGGAUCAGAGGUGGACAGCAUCACAGUGAAGGACAUUAGCGGAGGCCUCAUGGCUUGGGCACAGACAGUUGACCCAACGUUUCCACAGUAUUAAUACUUUCAUGUUUUUUUUUUUUUUUAAAUAAAUAAACUGUAUUUUAUGCUCUGA